Ipomoea triloba (trilobed morning glory) is the source of this 583-nucleotide messenger RNA. RefSeq lists its product as uncharacterized. The transcript is spliced from 2 exons. NCBI's taxonomy places the organism in Eukaryota, Viridiplantae, Streptophyta, Magnoliopsida, Solanales, Convolvulaceae. The record is from RefSeq and is a predicted model, not a curated record. The coding region runs from base 108 to 449 and encodes 113 amino acids.
CCCAAUCCAAAAUCACUUUUUUAUCUUUUGGGUUAUAAUAUUUUUCCCAUUUUGUUUUGUUUUGUUUUGUCUUAUGAUGAUCCAUACUUUUCUGCUAGCUGUUUAGUAUGUACUGUUAUGAAAUGUCCAUCUCUGAACUCUCAUCUUCUCCAUGCUCUGAUGCCUUUCAUCAUCAUCCUCUCAGAAUUCAGGCUGUUUCCAAGUCAAUCUCAGACAAACUCCUCUCAAAAUUCUCAGAUUUAUCAGAGUUUGACUUCGAUUAUUCCCAGAGUGGUCUGUGGUCUCCCCCCAUUCAAAGAAGUGUGUUCUUGAGCUCUCCUGGGAAUGGCAAGAUUCUCUCCCACACUGACAUGGCUGCCAAGCUUUCUAAAGCCUUGAAGAGGCAUCACAGAAGAACCCAUUUCUUCAAUGCAUGUUUGUGUUCUCCAAAGAGAUUCCAUGGCAGAUGAUGAAGCUUUUGCAGGAAUUAAAGAUGUUGUAUUUGCAGUUAAAAUUAACCAAUUAAUACUGUAUUUUCCAUAUCAAAAUGUACAUCAUUCCCAUCAAGUAUAUAUAUGGAAAUGCAGAUAACACUUAUUUUUCU